Messenger RNA from Diabrotica balteata, 440 nucleotides. The record is from the annotation of a GenBank genome assembly. Lineage: Eukaryota; Metazoa; Arthropoda; Insecta; Coleoptera; Chrysomelidae.
ACGCAGGAGAAUUUAAAUACCGAAAUAUCAAAAAUCCUUAAAAAUAACAAUGAACAAUGAAAAGUGGAGUGAAAUUAAAAAAGAUAUUAGGACUUCAAGCACUAAGUUUUUACUACCUGAUAAGAGAAAAAAGAAAGACUGGAUGACUGCAGAAAUCCUUGACAUGAUGGAAGAGAGACGGAUAUAUAAAACUAAAGAUACUGCCAAAUACCGUGAAACCCAUAGACAAAUAAGAGCUGAGAUAAGAAAAACUAAAGAGAAAUGGUUCUCGGAGAUAUGCGAAGAAAUCGAACAGUGCGAAAAGGUAUACGACUAUCACAAUAUGCAUAAGAAAAUAAAGGAACUCACAACAAAGAAAAAGCUACAAUAUUUUAUCGAAAGGGCUGUGCGAUGAUAAUGGAAAUCUACAACUAGACCCCGACAAAAUAGUUAGAAUCUGG